Molecule: messenger RNA, 730 nt
Organism: Drosophila santomea
Lineage: Eukaryota; Metazoa; Arthropoda; Insecta; Diptera; Drosophilidae
Cellular component (GO): nucleus
Source: RefSeq, a predicted model, not a curated record
GAAGUGCCACUCGGAAGAAGUAAAAAGAGUUAAACUCCAGUGUAUACAUAGCCCUGAUACACAGAAAAUAUUCAACAAGAAAAAAAUAUAUAUUUUAUAAGUUGAAAUGGAAUCAGCCGUACGAAAACGCAGAGUUUCAUUGCUCCAGGACAAUAAACAUGCGGCUAAACGAACCUGCGCCUUGCCAACAAUACCACCUCCCAGCACUCUAGUUCAAACCGUUAAGAAACCGGUGAAGAAGUUCUCUUCAGAUCUAGCCAAUCUUCCUCCGGUUUCCACAAUCGAUGCUUUUCAGCGUGGCUAUGAAGUAGAAUCGAUAUUAGACAUGGUACAAAACACCCAGUUUCUCUACAUUAAGUUUAUGAAUCUCAAUGAACCCGAGUUGGUUCCUUUGGAAGCGGCCCUGCAGCGUGUUCCUCACCUGCUUUCUGAUUUCUACCAGGAAUACGUCCAGGCCUGGCAUCAAAUGGAACGCCUUACGAAUGAUGUACUCCCUCAAAAUUAAAGAGAGAAAUUAAACAGCACUAAUGGAGUAAGAGAAGUGCGAAACUACCUCGCAUUUAAGACGCUACUUUUUCUGCAGUCUCGCGCCGAGUUUUAAAUAAUUUUAUGCCUAUUUGGCUCGUACAGCUCGCAAAAUUUCACACCUCAGCCAUCAAAAGUUGGGGCGGACGUGCGUGCCAGAAGUUUCUGCCAUCCGCAAAUAAAGGAUACAGAAAAUGCUUUAACA